This is a messenger RNA of Anopheles arabiensis, 1098 nucleotides long. RefSeq lists its product as uncharacterized. The transcript is spliced from 2 exons. The record is from RefSeq and is a predicted model, not a curated record. The coding region runs from base 418 to 783 and encodes 121 amino acids. NCBI's taxonomy places the organism in Eukaryota, Metazoa, Arthropoda, Insecta, Diptera, Culicidae.
GCUGGGUGGACAGUUUGGACAUUGCGAGACAAUCAGUGCCGGCCCCGAAGGGUCAACCAUAGGUUGCACUUUACGACAAACUCUUCUUCCCCAGUCUCUCUCCCUUUACGGUCUGUCUUAGCUCAAGCUGACUGAUCAAGGACGAUCGUGUUGGGGUUUCGCUGGGAUCGCUCCGCCAACGGAUAAUUCCAUUCCGCCUGAAAACAUUAUCGGAUUUGCUGUUGCGCUUUGGGUGAGAGGAGUUAAGCAUGUACACACCGAAGUGGCAAAAAAACCAUUGAAACAUCCCCCUUGUGUCUUUAACUAUCGCCGGAGUCGGAGGCUCACAUGCCGGCCUCGCUAUAAAAGCGUGCCAGUAGUACUCCUGGCGGCCCAUUUGGUCCCCAUACGGACACACCGACACCGUUCGUGCAAGCAAUGAAAGCGACAGUGAGCUUGCUGCUGCUGCUCCUGCUGCUGUCCGUGGUCACACUCGGCACGUGCCGUACGGGAGGCUUCAAGGGUACGCGCACUUACAACCUGGAAACGGACGAGGAUCGCUAUGGACGGUACGAGCGGGUACUGCUCGGGCUGAAAACUUCUGAAGGGCUGCGGUUGGAUCCGGCCCUGCUGGACGAGGUGCGCCAGGUGUUGCUGCAGGAGGAACGGCAGGCCGCAUCCGGCCGGGAAGUGGAGCCGGUCGAUGUGCAUCUGUACAAGCCGCUGCAAUCGCGCCAUAUCGCCCAACUGCUUUACCGAGCGCGGCUUGAUGCGGUGUCGGGCUCGAACCGGCGGACACGAUAGCCGCAUGCCUCAAGGGGAAGCAAUAUGUAUUAUGUAUGUGUAGCAUUGCCGGGCAGAAGCCGGUUGGUUGACCGGUUGGAUUGGUUUAGUUUUUGGCAGGCGCGCGUGUCACGGGAUGAUUUGAAAUUGACACAGCGGGUGCCAGGAUGACCAGAGUACAAAACAUAUAUUGUAAGGCAGGAGAAGAUGGUGGUAAUACGAUCAGAAAUAAACAUUGUAUAUUUUUAGGGUAAAGAAAGGGUUCGUGUCUUCUUCUUUUACAUAACAUAUAAAAAAUAUAGAGAUUUUGUUGAAUUUUUAAAAUAUUCUUGUACA